AUGUCGGAUGAGCACCAGAGAGCCGUCGCGGUCAAGACCGUGGCGGCCGUAUUUAUGCCCAUCGCGACCAUUGCCGUCUUGUUGCGAUGCUAUGUGCGAGGAUGGAUUGUCAAGGGCUUUGGAUGGGAUGACACUGCGAUGGUAUUUGCACUUGUGACGUAUAUCAUGUUCUGUGCGUGCAUGAUUGGAGGUACCCUCUACGGAACGGGUUACAAAUUCGAGCACCUCAAGCCCUGGGAUCGGGUGACUGCAAUGAAGUACUGGUGGCUUUGCGAAGUUGCCUAUUGCUUCGCCUCCGUCGGAUGCAAGGUUUCCGUCAGUCUCUUCUUGCUACGGAUCACUGUCAAGCGAUCCCACAUCUGGACUCUGUAUUCGGUCAUGUUCUUGACCAUCGUGGCCGGACUCAUCUUCUUCUUUCUCCUCCUUUUGCAAUGCAAACCGGUCUCUUACUUUUGGACCCGGACCGCUCAAGACCCGAGCAUCGAAGGUUCCUGCAUCGAUAUCAACAUCAUCAUCAUCAUGACCUACAUCUACAGUGGAUUCGCCGCACUGUGUGAUUUCACCGUCGGCCUUUUGCCCAUCUUCCUCGUCUCGAAACUGCACAUGAAGCGAGAGGCAAAGCUUGCCGUUAUUGGUAUUCUGAGCAUGGCUUGCAUUGCCUCUUCCGCCGUCAUCGUUCGCUUCCCCUUCGUUCAGACAUUCUCCAGCGACGAAUUCCUAUAUGCAACGUUCCAAAUCGCCGUUUGGUCCAACAUCGAAGCCGGCCUGGGUAUUACUGCGGGCAGUCUCGCCACCCUUCGUCCGCUACUCCGCAAAUGGCUUGGCUCGCGCAACGGCUCUGACUAUCCCUCGGGGUUUCCGAACUCCGGCCAUCUUGGCCGCAACAGCAAUUCGCGCGCCUUGCCACUUGGGUCCAUCGAUCGACUCGGAAACCCGAAGAACCUGAGGCCGGACAAGCUGGCCGUCAUGGUCACCAACAUUGAAAGUCAACGUGACACCGAACUGACCUGGGGAGGCUCAACUAGUCCCAGCAGCAGUGAGGAGCGACUUACGAUUGAACACCAUCCGCUUCCCGGACACGGCAAGUUGGAUAUCGGUAUCCACCGCACGAUUGAAGUCACCCAGACUACGGACGGGUAUGAUGCUGAGAGCCAGCGUCGUGUCGCUCGUGAACAUGUAUAA
Molecule: messenger RNA, 1182 nt
Organism: Penicillium oxalicum
Lineage: Eukaryota; Fungi; Ascomycota; Eurotiomycetes; Eurotiales; Aspergillaceae
Product: putative integral membrane protein
Exons: 5
Coding region: 1-1182 (393 amino acids)
Source: RefSeq, a predicted model, not a curated record